GCCGCGGCGGCGGGGGGCGGCGGCGGCGGCUCUGCCCCCCGGUUCUCGGCUCCCCGGGCGGGGCGCGGGGCGGGCAGGUGGGCGAUGAAUGGUUUCAGCACCGAGGAGGACAGCCGGGAUGGGCCUCCCGCCGCCCCCUUUUACGGCCAGAGCUGCUGCCUCAUCGACGACGGGGACCGCUGCGUGCGCCCCGCCGGCAACGCGUCCUUCAGCAAGCGUAUCCAGAAGAGCAUCUCGCAGAAGAAGCUGAAGCUGGACAUCGACAAAAGUGUGAGGCAUCUGUAUAUUUGCGAUUUCCACAAGAAUUUCAUUCAAAGUGUCCGAAACAAAAGAAAGAGAAAGACAAGCGAUGACGGAGGUGACUCUCCUGAGCAUGAAACGGAUGUCCCGGAGGUUGACUUGUUCCAGCUCCAAGUGAAUACGCUGCGACGUUACAAGAGACAUUAUAAAUUACAGACUAGGCCUGGACUCAACAAGGCUCAACUAGCAGAAACUGUCAGCCGUCACUUCAGGAAUAUUCCUGUGAAUGAGAAAGAGACACUUGCUUAUUUCAUCUAUAUGGUGAAGAACAAUAAGAGCAGGCUGGAUCAGAAAUCAGAAAGUAGCAAGCAACUAGAAUGAAGACUAACAGGACUUGGAAUAAGGGAGACCUUGAGGCAACAGAUGGUAUUGUGCAUUUUAGGUAUAUAAAAACUGUUGAAAUAUAUUGUAAAUUUCUUUAAAUGCAGUAAGUCUGGAUGACAGAAAAUAUAGACAUUCUUAUCAGGAAUAUUUGAGCACAUGUGACCAGCAUGUUUCUGAAGACUUUUCUUCCUCUCAUUUCAAAGUCAUAUUGGAAUAAAGAAAUGAAGAUAAUGGGGAAACAAAGUAAAUCUGUAGGACUGUGGAGUUUGUCAGCUUGGUGUUUUAAACCAUUUCUGGAAAUCUGCAUCACAGUGCAAUUUAGACCACAAAUGGAAUUUAUUCACUGAAUUCAGACUGCAUCACAAAACCACCAUGCAAUUUAUCUUGGCACAGGACUGGAAUAGCAGCAGAGAGAAAAUUCAUAAUCAAGGUACAUGCGUCAGAAGUUUGUCUGAAGCUUGAUCCCCACCUACACAUGACUUGUCUUGCCUUGAGCCAGUGCUUCAGGUCCCAAACUUCUACAAAUGCUUCAGCACACCAAAUCUACUCCAGUGAAUGUGACUUGACCAUUCUGAUUUUUUUUUUUUUUUUUUUUUUGUUUCCCAACAUGGAAGCCAAAUAACUCAUUGAAACCGUUUUUUUUUCUAAUUUCUUUUAUUUAAAAACUUGCUACUUAAUUGUCUGUUAGUAUUUGACAACUUAUGUUUCCUCAGAAUGUGGUAUUAAGGCAAAUGUAGCUUUAUCUGCUGCGUUUGAUCAUGUUGGUAGAAAUCCUUAUUUAAUUCACUCAAUUAUGUGUGUUUCCCUUAUAUUAAUGGCUCAGCAAUGUCAAGUGAAACAGCAGGUUAAGACAUCUGCCUUUUAAUCUCUGUCAGAUCAGGUAUGAGUCACAAGUGACAUGAAUUUUAUACUGAAGUUAGUCUUUAGCAGAUGUCACAAAACUGCUGUGUAGAUUAGUGUGCUCAGCAGUCUCCAUUUAGUGUAAACCAGAUUUAUGUUAAUGGGUGUAGCAUCAUAACCAGAGUAGUGAACUAACUGGAGCAUGUUGCAUUUCAUCUGUCUUUGCAAUGCAAGUGGACAAAAAGUACUGAAGCACUCAUCUCUUGUGAGCAUUACACAUGCUUUCAUAAGAAUUCUGUGAAACAGUGUAGUGUGCUGGUGCUCUGUAACUGGGCGCUGUAGGAGGAAAUCACUCUGAUUUUGUUAUUUAAAGCCAAGGUGUCCUUAUAAAUAACACAGUGGUUAUUUUGGCAAAAGAAGCUUAUGAAGGUGUUGGUUGUGAAUGACUGUUCUCCAGUGACCUCAAAUUCUAUUCAAGGGGAUCUCUUUCUUUUUUUUAAAAAAAAAAAAAAAAAAAACACCACUGUUUUCUUGCUGUCCUAACCAAUGUCUCCAUUCUGUUACGAGAUGCCAAGACUCCUCUUUAGAGAGUAUAUUCUCAACAAGCCUUAAGCAACGAACUGAACAGUAGAAAACAUUGGCUAGCAUUUUGUCAAUGGCAGGUUUUAAUAUUCCAAAACUGGAUGAAGCUUUGUUGAAGAACUAAACAUGCAGGUCAAAAUCCUAACUCAGUACUGCAUCACAUGUUCUGUAAGGCAUGAAGGGUUCACUUAGUGAAGCUCUUGUUGAAGCUCUCCCAAGGUCUCUUUACCAGUCAAGUCACAACUUAAAGCAAGCUGUUUGCAUCAGCUUUGAAAUGUUUGCUAAUAUUGCUAAUAUUCCAAAUAUGCAACAGACUUCAACAUUAAGUCCUGUGUCAUAUGCAGAAAUACUGUUAUGGUACCUGUCCCAUUUGUGAAGCUUUGAGGAGUAUGAUUGUUCCAGCACUUCCUCAUUCGAUUCAGUGUAAAUUUUAAGAAUGUCAGACAGAAGAGGUAUUCAAGGAAUGAGGAGAGAAUGUCUUACAUCAGUAUUUCAUGAAUGUUUAAAAAUUUCCUAAUUACACUGGUCCUUUCCUUAUUGAAAGGAUGGAGUAAUUCCCACAUUAGUCAGCAUGAUCUGGCUUCUCUCAUUCAGGACAGGUAGUUAAGAGGGUAUGUACUCUGAAUGCAUGUUCCUCUUGAAAGUGCUCAUGUAAUCAGAGGAUAUUACCAAGAGAAAAUGAGUUUGAGUUGAGAGUAUUGCCUCAUCGUAACUUCUAGACCAAAAUUGUGAAAAUGCAAUUUGGGGAGGUUUUUUGUUGUGAGAUUUCUUAUUCCUAACAGUAAGUAAAUCUGUUGCGGUGUUUUAGCAGCUAGCAGGAAAAUGAUUCUUUUCACACAAAUAUGGUGGCAGGUUCCAUCUGUUCAGGUAUGUUCACUGGUAUUGUUUGUGUGGAGGGGGUAUCCAGGAAACCUUCUUUUUUAUUUUAUUUUUUUUUCUUCCUUCCCUCUGAAAAUGGUCAAUUGAUGUAAAAUGUCAUUGCUGUUGGUUUCACUCUUAAAGCAAUUAUACUUUUUGAAAAAAAAUUUAGUGAAUUGUGAUGAUAAGUUGUUUACCAGCCAUUAGCAGUUGUUUAUAAGGUGGUAAGCUUGGAGGCAAGACACCAAAACCUGAAGAGUCUUUAGGUGUCAGACCCCAUGGCCUUAUAAACCCUUGCAAAUGCCUUAUUAUCUUGUUCUCAACUUAGCUAGAACAAAAAGCCUUCAGCAGAAGGAUGAUGUCUUUUUGGAAGGGUUAGUCACUUUGUGACUGCCAUGCUAUAAACUGAAGUCACAUGUCAAUUCAGUAGCAAUAUCCAUGUUCAGGGUGCCUGUGAUUCUUGAAAAGCAUUUAGUAUCUAAUAACCAGAAAACGCAACAAUGCAAUUGUCAUUCUAUGUAAUACCAUUCUGUGUAUUUGAUUCCAUAUGCUGCAUGCCAAUUAAAGACUUUCCAACUUUUUUUUCUUUAAGAAAAAAAAAGAAAAAAAUUAAAAGUAAAUGUGUUUGAACCUCACACAUGUGAAGCCAUGAGGUAGGAUAUUUUCUCAGCACUUUUAAGAUGAGACUCGUUGGAAAGAUGGAAGACCCAAAUUGCUUUGGCUGGCGUGAUGAGACUUUUCCUUUUGCAUUUUGUUUUUCACGGAUGGGCCUUAAAUUCUGUCUAGCUUUGAACCAUGGAGCACAAGCCUUGGGGGCAGGGAGGAUGACCACAUGUCACCUUCCACCUGUAAUACUGGACGCUUAUUUCUUACAAGCCUGCAUAGGUGACAUUCAACCUGGGGCAGAGGAAUCAUCUUUGAAACCCCGCAGCCAUUACGUAGCCUAUUUCAAUUACAUAGCCUAAUUCAAUUCUCAUUGAAGAGCUGCAUUAACUUCAUUAGACUUCUGGUCAGAUACAAAGCCAUCAGUAUAAAAUACAAAUAAUGUGGAAAUCUCUCAUCUAGGCUUAAUUAUCCUGUAUACUGACCCUCUGUUCUCUUUAAGGAAAGAAGAAAUAAUUAUUGCUGGUAAUUAUCAGCUUGAGCUCAAUUCAAGGGAAUUUGAAGUGUGUGAAGACUUGAGUUGGUGGCAAUUUGAUGGCUGAAAAGUGCAAAUAUAUCCAAGGAGGCUCUGUUUGCAUGCAGUUUUCAUAAAUAUCUGCAUCUCAAGGAAUAUUGUAUAUCAACCUGAAGUAAACAAUUGCAUUAAAAGAUGAUGUCUCUUUUGCCAGGCACUUUGGAUGUUCAAACUGAGAAAAGCAGAGGUGGCAGGUUUGUACUGCUUGCCCCAAGACUCUGGUGUCCAAAAUUUUCUUAAAAGUGUGGCUGCAAACCAUUAGAUACCCUAGUGUGCAAGACUUGACUGAAAUACAUUGGCGUUAAAAGUUAGUCUAAAGUGCAAGCUGGUUUCAGAGGCUUUGAAAUCAAGAGCCAAAAUAAUGCACAGUAUGUGUUUCAAGCAGGUCGUGAUAGCAAAGAAAAGAUGAAACAACAUGGUCCCUGGAGAGACUGAAUGAAACACUUCCAGUGUUAGCAGCAUGAGGGAAGAUGUGUUCUGUAUUAACUCUUAUAAUGGAUGUUUAAUGAGAGGAGAAGGGAGAAGGUGUGCACUUUAUGUCUUUUGGUUGAGCCAAAUGUGAAUACCAAUGGGAGAUCUUCAGCAGUAACUGCAGUUGGAGGGGGAAGGAAUGGUCUGCAGGAUUGUUUAUUUAAAUUGGCAGAUUGUUAUACUUCCCUGGAGCACUAGCGUCACUUUGCCUCUACAGUUUAAAAAGUGGGUAAGAUGAGGUAUCCUCCCUUGCAAAAAGGAGUGCUUGUCCUGCCCAGAGCGUUGACUGAAGAGUCCCAAAGGUGGAAGAAUGUUGUUGAUGCCUCACUUCUCUUGACACUGAUGCCCUUUAACCAUCUCUAGCUUAUCAAGUUAGGGACUUUUGUUUUCCUCUUUCAAAGUGCAAAUUAACUGUUAUGAUGUAAGAUACUCCUUGCACUUUUCGCAGCUAACCCCAGUCUCGCCUUUUUGACUUGCCUGUUUGGAAUGAAUUAAAUGGUUGAAGAAAGUGUGGGGAGAUUGUGGGGGGGCUCCUGCCUUAAAUCUGAGUUUCCCUUGCAAGCAACUCUGCAGGCCAUCCUGUACAACAGCAGGUAGCUGAGCCCCAACAGGGCAAGGUUUGCUUCUGUCCUAGCCACAGCUCUCCACUUUGCAGCGAGAGUGCCGGGGAAGUGAAUAGUAGGUAACUUGCAAAAUAGCUUGGAGUGUUCUAACAGGCUUACUGGGAGAAAAAAAAAGUGUGUUCCCUCUUCUGUUUCUGGCCUCCAUGUGUUGUGCUGAUCUUAUGCCAAAUGUUUUGGACACCUUGUAUUUUUAACUGUGUAAUAUAGUUGUGUAUUGUUAAAGCAACUUAGUAACUUAUAGCAAAACUGUAGAACUCAUUUCUCUGAGGUAGAGGAAAUGUCCUGCUUCCACUGUGUAUGAGACUUUAACUCUGUACUGUCUGACAAAGAUGAAGAUGCUGAAUUCCACUUUAAUAAAUGAUCUAUCUAGCAAUAA
Molecule: messenger RNA, 5551 nt
Organism: Rhea pennata
Lineage: Eukaryota; Metazoa; Chordata; Aves; Rheiformes; Rheidae
Gene: SAP30L
Product: SAP30 like
Exons: 4
Coding region: 85-621 (178 amino acids)
Biological process (GO): regulation of DNA-templated transcription
Cellular component (GO): histone deacetylase complex
Molecular function (GO): protein binding; transcription coregulator activity
Source: RefSeq, a predicted model, not a curated record